This is a messenger RNA of Ailuropoda melanoleuca (giant panda), 802 nucleotides long. RefSeq names its product T-box transcription factor TBX21. The record is from RefSeq and is a predicted model, not a curated record. The transcript is spliced from 5 exons. Gene Ontology annotation, biological process: regulation of transcription by RNA polymerase II; lymphocyte migration; positive regulation of DNA-templated transcription. Gene Ontology annotation, molecular function: DNA-binding transcription factor activity, RNA polymerase II-specific; RNA polymerase II cis-regulatory region sequence-specific DNA binding. Lineage: Eukaryota; Metazoa; Chordata; Mammalia; Carnivora; Ursidae. The annotation marks the transcript as partial. Gene Ontology annotation, cellular component: nucleus; chromatin.
GCCGGCGCCGAGGGCUACCAGCCCGUGGACGGCUACGCGGCCCCGGACCCGCGCUCGGGACUCUACCCGGGGCCGCGCGAGGACUACGCGCUGCCGGCGGGGCUGGAGGUGUCCGGGAAGCUGAGAGUCGCGCUCAACAACCACCUGUUGUGGUCCAAGUUCAACCAGCACCAGACCGAGAUGAUCAUCACGAAGCAGGGCCGGCGGAUGUUCCCAUUCUUGUCAUUUACUGUGGCGGGGCUGGAGCCCACCAGCCAUUACCGGAUGUUCGUGGACGUGGUCUUGGUGGACCAGCACCACUGGCGGUAUCAGAGCGGCAAGUGGGUGCAGUGCGGAAAGGCUGAGGGCAGCAUGCCAGGAAACCGCCUCUACGUUCACCCAGAUUCCCCCAAUACUGGAGCUCACUGGAUGCGCCAGGAAGUGUCAUUUGGGAAACUAAAGCUCACAAACAACAAAGGGGCGUCUAACAAUGUGACCCAGAUGAUCGUGCUCCAGUCACUCCAUAAGUACCAGCCUCGGCUGCACAUUGUCGAGGUGAACGACGGGGAGCCGGAGGCGGCCUGCAACGCUUCCAACACGCACAUCUUCACCUUCCAAGAGACCCAGUUCAUCGCCGUGACCGCCUACCAGAACGCGGAGAUUACUCAGCUGAAAAUUGAUAAUAACCCCUUUGCCAAAGGAUUCCGGGAGAACUUUGAGUCGUAAGUGCCGCUGGGUUCCAUUCAUCAAGGACCUCCUCUUGGUUCCUCCCGAGACUUGACUUCAAACGUGCGCCCAACAUGUCUCCUUUCUGCCCCUGGGG